AAUAAUAGAAAUUCAACAAAUAGAUCACAAAAUAGAAACAAUACAACAAGUAAAGGUGGAGGAAGAAAUGGAACUAAAGCAAAUGGAAAAAAUAGUGGGCGACGAAAUAAAUCAAGAGAUGAUUCUUCAAGCAAAAACAUACAAAAACGCCCACAUAAACCUAAAAAUAAGCCCACAAGGAAACAAGCAAAAAAUGAAAGCAAACAACGUAAAACAGAUAACAAUUGCAAUAAAAAAUCAACAAAUAAACCCCAAAACAGAAAUAGUGCAACUAGAAGAGGAAGAAGAAAUAAAAGUAAAAUGAACAAGAAAAACCAAGGGCCACCAAAGAUAUCUAAAGGUAAUUCAUCAAGCAAAAAUAAACAAAAACGUCCAAAGAAAAAACAGGAAAAUGUAGUUUUAAAAAAUAAUACAAAACCAAAUAAAUCAACAAGCAGGAAGGAUAAAAAAAAUAAAUUGAUGAAUAGAUCGCAGAAUAAAAACAAUACAACAAGUCAACGUGGAGAAAGAAAUAACAGUAAAGUAACUGCACAGAACAGUUGGGGACAAAAGAAAUCAAAAAGCAAUUCGUCAAGCAAAGAUGUACAAAAACGUGCAAGUACAUCUAAAAAUAAAAACUCAACAAACAAACCUAAAAACAGAAACAGUACUACUAGAAAUGGAGGAAGAAAUAAAAGUAACAAGAACAAGAAAAACAAUAGGCCACCGAAGAAAUCUGACAGUAAUCCUCCAAGUAAAAAUAGACAAACACGUCCAAAGAAGAAACAGGAAAAUGUGGUUUUAAAAAAUGAUACCAAACAAAAUAAAUCAACAAGCAGAAAGAAUAAUAAUAGAAAAUCAACAAAUAGAUCUCAAAAUAGAAACAAUACAACAAGUAAAGGUGGAGGAAGAAAUGGAAGUAAGGCAACUGGAAAAAACACUGCGGGACAAAAUAAACCAAGGGGUAAUUCUUCAAGCAAAAAUAGACAAACCCGUCCAAAGAAGAAACAGGAAAAUGAGGUUUUAAAAAAUGAUACCAAACGAAAUAAAUCAACAAGCAGGAAAGGCAAUAAUAGAAAUUCAACAAAUAGGUCUCAAAACAGAAAUAAUACAACAAGUAAAGGUGGAGGAAGAAAUGAAAGUAAAGCAAAUGGAAAAAACACUGCGGGACAAAAUAAAUCAACAAGCAGGAAGGGUAAUAAUAGAAAUUCAACAAAUAGAUCUCAAAACAGAAAUAGUGCAACAAGUAAAGGUGGAGGAAGAAAUGGAAGUAAUGCAAAUGGAAAAAACACUGCGGGACAAAAUAAAUCAACAAGCAGGAAAGGUAAUAAUACAAAUUCAACAAAUAGAUCUCAAAACAGAAAUAAUACAACAAGUAAAGGUGGAGGAAGAAAUGGAAGUAAUGCAAAUGGAAAAAACACUGCGGGACAAAAUAAAUCAACAAGCAGGAAGGGUAAUAAUAGAAAUGCAACAAAUAGAUCUCAAAACAGAAAUAAUACAACAAGUAAAGGUGGAGGAAGAAAUGGAAGUAAAGCAAAUGGAAAAAACACUGCGGGACAAAAUAAAUCAACUAGCAGGAAGGGUAAUAAUAGAAAUUCAACAAAUAGAUCUCAAAACAGAAAUAAUACAACAAGUAAAGGUGGAGGAAGAAAUGGAAGUAAUGCAAAUGGAAAAAACACUGCGGGACAAAAUAAAUCAACAAGCAGGAAGGGUAAUAAUAGAAAUUCAACAAAUAGGUCUCAAAACAGAAAUAAUACAACAAGUAAAGGUGGAGGAAGAAAUGAAAGUAAAGCAAAUGGAAAAAACACUGCGGGACAAAAUAAAUCAAUAGGUAAUUCUUCAAACCCAAACAUACAACAACGUCCAGGUCAAUCUAAAAAUAUACUAAGAAAAAAUAAUUCAAAAAAUGAAAGCAAACGACGUAAAACAGAAGAUAAUAAGGAAAAGACAUCAACAAAUAAACCCAAAAACAACAAUGGUACGAGUAGAAGUGGAGGAGGAAAUAAAAGUAAAUGGAAGAAGGAAAACAACAGGGUACAAAAGAAAUCAAAAAAUAAUUCUUUAAGCAAUAACAAACAAAACCAUCUUGCUAAAUCUACUAACAAACCCAAAAGAAAUAAUGAAAAAAACCUAAGCCAACAAAAUAGAACAACAAACAGAAAGGAUAACAGUCAAAAUAAACAAUCAACAAGAGAAUCACAAAAUAGAAACAGUAAAGCAAAACAGAAAAACAAUAAAGGAUCCCCAAGCAAACAUAAUUCCAAAUUUCUUAAUUGUAACAAUAAUGAGCAAAGCAAGACUGCAAAUUUGAGUAAUAAAACAUUUAAAUCUCCCUUGCAUCCAUUUGCUAUUGCUUCCAGUUCUGUUGUUGGAAUUCCCAAAAGCUCAGGAUGUGCUGGUGCUGGUAAAAAUUAUGUCCACACCAGUUUGAGUGGUGCUACAGCUUUGGCAGGAUAACCAUCUUAAAUCAACUAAUACUCUUCAGAAAUUUAUGCAUGGAAUUAAUUUUUU
This is a messenger RNA of Cimex lectularius (bed bug), 2490 nucleotides long. Its product is annotated as GATA zinc finger domain-containing protein 14-like. The transcript is spliced from 2 exons. The record is from RefSeq and is a predicted model, not a curated record. NCBI's taxonomy places the organism in Eukaryota, Metazoa, Arthropoda, Insecta, Hemiptera, Cimicidae. The coding region runs from base 301 to 2436 and encodes 711 amino acids.